CGUUACGCCAGAGCAAGAUGGCCGACACGGCGGCCACUGCCGGGGCCGGUGGCUCCGGAACGAGAUCAGGAAGUAAACAAUCCACUAACCCUGCUGACAACUACCAUCUGGCCCGGAGGCGAACCCUUCAAGUGGUUGUGAGCUCCUUGUUGACAGAGGCAGGGUUCGAGAGUGCUGAGAAAGCAUCCGUGGAAACAUUGACAGAGAUGCUGCAGAGCUACAUUUCAGAAAUCGGGAGGAGUGCCAAGUCCUACUGUGAGCACACAGCCAGGACGCAGCCCACACUGUCAGACAUCGUGGUCACGCUUGUUGAGAUGGGUUUCAAUGUGGACACCCUCCCUGCUUAUGCAAAACGGUCUCAGAGGAUGGUCAUCACUGCCCCUCCAGUGACCAAUCAGCCGGUGACCCCCAAGGCCCUCACUGCAGGGCAGAACCGACCCCACCCGCCGCACAUCCCCAGCCAUUUUCCUGAGUUCCCUGACCCCCACACCUACAUCAAAACUCCGACGUACCGUGAGCCCGUGUCGGACUACCAGGUCCUGCGGGAGAAGGCUGCAUCCCAGAGACGAGACGUGGAGCGGGCACUCACCCGAUUUAUGGCCAAGACAGGCGAGACCCAGAGUCUUUUCAAAGAUGACGUCAGCACGUUUCCAUUGAUCGCUGCCAGGCCUUUUACCAUCCCCUAUCUGACCGCCCUUCUUCCAUCGGAGCUGGAGAUGCAACAGAUGGAAGAGACAGAUUCCUCGGAGCAGGAUGAGCAGACAGACACAGAGAACCUCCCUCUUCAUAUCAGCACGGUGGGUCCUGCCUUCUCUCUGCUUCAUAGUACCCACAAAACUCAUCCAUGCUGCCCUCAGCCUGUCACCCUGAGAAGUAGACAUGACCUACCCCGGGCCUCUGGUUUUGUGUCAGGGACUUGCGUGAUGGGCUCAUGAUGAUCCAAGUGUGACAUGAGCUCUUGCAUGAGAGACAAGUCCAUGUCCUGGGGAUCACUCAUUCAUUCACCAAAUAUUGAACAGGUGUCUGCCAGAGCCAGGCACAGUUCUGGGUACUGGAGAAUUAGUAGGAGACUAAGGAGAUAAAAUUUCCUGCCCUCACAUAGCUAAGAAAAAUGAUAAAUUAGAAGAUAGGAAGUAGUAUGGGUAUGAGGGGCUGUGGUACUGGAUAGGGUGACUGAGAAGGUGACAUGAAGGGAAUAAGGCUUGUACAUAGCUGGGAGUAGAGCAUUCCUUGCAGAGGACACAGGAGAUGCAAAGGCCCUGAGGUGGAAGCUGUUGUGUUGAGGCACCUCAAGGCCAUCAAGGUAGCAUGAAGAAGGGGGAGCUCCUGGGCAGUUAUAUCUUAAAGGUUGUAUUAAACACUGGGCUUUUUCUCAGUAAGGGGGGAGCCAUUGGGAAUGCUGAGCAGAGGAGCGUCAGGGGCUGAUGUAGGUUUAUUAACAAAGUCAUUCAGGUUGCUGUGUUGAGAGUGGACUGCAGAAGAUAAGGGUAGAAGCAAGAGAGACCACUUAGGAGGCUCUGCAGUAAACUGAGGGGUGGUAGUAGAAGCAAAGACAAUGAGACGUGGUCAGAUAGAUUAUUUGGUCAGAUUUUAGAUUACUUUCAGAGGAGAGCCAAGCGAUGGAGUGGGUAUGAGUUGUGAGAGAAAGAGCGCGCCAAAGAGGAAUGCAAGGCAUUUCACCUGAACAACAGGAAAGAUGGAGUUGCCUUCAGCCAAGAUAGGGAAGCCCUGGGUGUGCCAGGUGGCUGGGGGGAGAGGCAGGAAUUCCGGUGAAACAGGGUAGCCUGAGAUGCUUAUUAGACAUCUGGUGGUGAUGUCAGGCGGAGAGAUGGAUGUAUGAGUUGGGAGUUCGAGGAGCUGUUAGGGGUAGAGAUGCGAAUCUGAGAGUCAUCCACAUGUAGACUGUGUUUAAAACCAUGAGACUGAGUGAGCUCCUUGGGAAUGGGUAAGGAUAAAAAGAAGAGGAACUGGACUCCGUAAGUAUAGACAUGUGCUGUCCGUUACAGUAGCCACGUGUGUCUAUUUAAACUGAAAUUAGAGGUGCCUGGUGGGCUCAGUCGGUGCAGUGUAUGACUCUUGAUCUUGGUGUUGUGAGUUUGAGCCCCACAUUGGGUGUAGAGAUUACUUAAAAACAAAAUCUUUAAAAAUCUAAAAAAUAAACCGAAACUAAUGUAAUUGAGAUGUUAAAAUUCAGUUUCUUAGUCACACUGGCCGCUUUUCAAAUAGCCACCCAUGGCUAGUGGCUACCAUACGGGGCAGUACAGAUACGAACGAACACUGUUGUCAUUGCAGAAAGUUCCGUUGGACAGCACUUAUAUAGACAAUUGUUUCAAGGAAUUUGUAAAGGGAAGGAGAAAAAUGGAGCAGUGGCCAAAGGGGGAACGCUAAGGGGUUAAGAGAGGCGUUUUUUUUUGUUGUUGUUUUUUUUUUAAAAAGAUUUUAUUUAUUUAUUUGAGAGAGAGAGAGAAUGAGAGAG
Leptonychotes weddellii (Weddell seal) is the source of this 2476-nucleotide messenger RNA. The record is from RefSeq and is a predicted model, not a curated record. NCBI's taxonomy places the organism in Eukaryota, Metazoa, Chordata, Mammalia, Carnivora, Phocidae.